AGAAUUAACACUCACCCUCUACACGCUCUACCCACCCCACACACACACACCAGCUCUAGCUAUAGCCCUAGCUCUCACGCAUCUUCCGCUUUCUCCACUACACGCAACAGUACCCUCGCCACUCAUCCCAACCAUGCGCGCUGCUCGUUGCUCGACGAUCUGCGGCGUGGCGGGCCUGCGCAUGGCGUCGUCGGUGGUGGACGAGAUGAAGGACCAGAUGCUGAAGCGCAACAAGGAGGACGCGCCGAAGAUCGCCGACCUGAAGAAGAAGCACGGCCACGAGAAGCUCAGCGACGCGACGAUCGAGGCGGCGUACGGCGGCAUGCGCGGGAUCACGGGGCUUGUGUACGAGUCAUCGCUGCUUGAUGCGAUGGACGGCAUCCGGUUCCGCGGCCGCACGAUCCCCGAGUGCCAGAAGGUGCUGCCGAAGGCCCCCGGUGGCAGCGAGCCGCUGCCGGAGGCGAUGUUCUGGCUGCUGAUGACGGGCGAGGUGCCGACGGCGGAGCAGGCGAAGGCGCUCAACACGGAGCUGCACCGCCGCGCGGACGCGGAGGCGAUCGGCGCCGCGCAGAGGGCGAUCGCCGCGCUGCCGAAGAACGCGCACCCGAUGACGGCCUUCAGCGUGGGCGUGAUGGCGCUGCAGACGUACUCGAAGUUCGCGGAGGCGUACGCGACGGGCAAGUCGAACAAGAAGACGUACUGGGAGUACGCGCUGGACGACGCGCUGGACCUGGUGGCGCGCACGCCCUCCGUGGCCGCGAUGAUCUACAACCGCGCGACGACGGGCGCGACGGAGGUGGCGGCUGCGAGCAACAGCGACCUUGACUGGGCCGCGAACUUCUCGAACAUGCUGGGCUUCAAGGACCAGGAGUUCUGGGACUGCAUGCGGCUGUACCUGUCCAUCCACGUGGACCACGAGGGCGGCAACGUGUCGGCGCACACCACGACGCUGGUGGCGUCCGCGCUGAGCGACCCGUACCUGGCCUUCAGCGCGGGCCUGAACGGGCUGGCGGGGCCGCUGCACGGGCUGGCCAACCAGGAGGUGCUGAAGUACCUGUUCAGCAUGCAGGACCGCGUGAAGGCGGACGGCGUGAACGUGAGCGACGAGGCGGCGCUGGAGAAGGCGCUGACCAAGUACACGUGGGAGCUGCUGAAGGCCGGUCACGUGGUGCCGGGCUACGGCCACGCGGUGCUGCGCAAGACGGACCCGCGGUACAUGUGCCAGCGCGACUUCUGCCUGCGCCACCACUUCGAGGACGACCUGUUCAAGCUGGUGAACACCAUCUACAAGAUCAUGCCCGACAUCCUGACGGAGCACGGCAAGACGAAGAACCCGUACCCGAACGUGGACGCGCACUCCGGCGUGCUGCUGCAGCACUACGGACUGAAGGAGCAGGACUACUACACGGUGCUGUUCGGCCUGUCGCGGCAGAUGGGCGUGAUGUCCGGUGUUGUGUGGGACCGCAUUCAGGGCCGCCCGCUGGAGCGCCCCAAGUCGACGACGACGGAGGCGCUCGCCAAGAAGUACCUCAACACGUCUUUGUAG
Messenger RNA from Leptomonas pyrrhocoris, 1546 nucleotides. RefSeq names its product putative mitochondrial citrate synthase. Gene Ontology annotation, biological process: tricarboxylic acid cycle; carbohydrate metabolic process. The coding region runs from base 134 to 1546 and encodes 470 amino acids. The transcript has a single exon. The record is from RefSeq and is a predicted model, not a curated record. Gene Ontology annotation, cellular component: mitochondrial matrix. Lineage: Eukaryota; Euglenozoa; Kinetoplastea; Trypanosomatida; Trypanosomatidae.